This is a messenger RNA of Prorocentrum cordatum, 402 nucleotides long. NCBI's taxonomy places the organism in Eukaryota, Dinophyceae, Prorocentrales, Prorocentraceae. The record is from the annotation of a GenBank genome assembly.
AUGCUUGCACGCAGCGGUGCGCUGCUGUCGCAGCGGUGCCCAAUUGAGGGCUCGGCCGCCUGGGCGGCCGGCGACGCGCCUGUGGGGCCUCCCGACUCGGAGGUCGCUCCAGAUCGACCGGUGCGCCAGGAGGCCCGCGUGACCCGCGGGCGCGCGCGAGCUGCAGGCUGCAGGCUGCAGGCUGCAGGCUGCAGGCCGAGGCCGCGGGAGGAGGCGAGGCCGCCUGCCACGCGUCCCCUGCACGCCCAUCCCACCCUCUGCGAGGCUCCCCGGGCGAGGCCGCGCCCCGGCGCGUCCUCUGCCCGCCAGUCGGGGGCUCCCAGGACGGCUCCGGGACCACGCCGCGUGGUGCCGCCGAUGCCCCAGCGUGCCCGUGCGGCAGCCCCUGCCCUCUGCCUGUGA